GCUGGACUCGGGGCGAAAGGGAAGCAGAACUAUCUCUGCAGUGUGUGAGCUUGAAAGCAAUGGAGGGCGCUAUCUACAUCAAACUUCGUGUCGAGCUUCCGUUCCGUAACACAAAUCAAGUCCGUAGUGCCUCCAUAUAUCCCAUUCCGUCCCGGAACAACAUCUGCUACGAAACUUGCUGUACUUUUCCUUCCCGCAACCCAUUUCUGCGAUUGCCCAGCUGUAGCAAACGUGAUGGAGCAUAGACUGGCCGAGUUCCGAGCCCAGAGGAGAAUGCAGCAACAGACCGUACAGGGAUCUGGGACGAAGGGGAAAGAUGAAGCCGUAAAGGGAAAAAAGGAAACGCCACAAACGAAUGCUGUGUUUGACCCACCCGAAGAGUGGAACGAAACAGGAAAUGUUGCUGCACAGCAGGAGGCCAGCUCUCAGUGGCGUUGGCUGCAAGACAGCGUUCUGGGGCAGUUCCUGGGCUCGGAGCGCCUGGCUGUAACAAACCUGACCUUCCUGAAGGUGCUGCUGUGGUUGGUGCUGCUGGGUCUGUUUGUAGAGCUGGAGUUCGGCCUGGCGUUCUUCGUGCUGUCCCUGUUCUAUUGGCUGUAUGAGGGCACGCGCGACUCUUCACAGAGACGCAGCGGGGAGCCCAGUGCCUACUCCGUCUUCAACCCAGGAUGCCAGGCCAUCCAGGGCACACUGACCGCAGAGCAGUUCGAGGGCGAGCUUGGCUACAGACCUUUUGCCAACAGAUAACCACCAGCAAAGAGAUACCAGAUUGUACUGGUCAACUGUACCGAGUUAAACAUUAGACUUUUGUAUGCAUUAAUGGACAUUUAACCAACCCCCCCCCCCCCAGAAAAAAAAACAGAAAAAACAGAAAAAAAAACACAUCUGACACAAAGGGCCAAAAAUACUUGGCUUUCAAAAGACAGCAGUAAGUAUGGUGCAAACUGUGGUACAACUCAUUUGAGUGUAGAAAAGUGUAAACUGAAAUUCUAUGAAGGAGCUUUAUUUAUUUUUAGACCUCAGAUGUUUAUUAAAUCUCUGCACCAUCAACAAAUUAUAAUUGCUUUAACAAGUUCUCUCUAUUUGUCAGAGAAUGCAUUUGUUAAAUCUUGCAGUAGCUUAUUCAUACCAACAGAUGGCAAUACACUACACUUAAUGUGUAUGUUAUUUCUACAUGGUUUAAAUAUGAAAUGUGUAGUUUUUGUUUUAUUUAUUAUGACAGUUUCCCCUUUCUGUAGUAAAGUAAGUAAAAAGUGACUGUCUUCUGGAACCACAAUGAACUGUAUUUCACUCUGUGUAAAUCUGGUGCACAGGUCUCAAGAUGAUGAUACUGUACAGUACAAUACUUGUUUUUUACAUUAAACCAUCCAGACCUGCUAUUCAGCGUAUUGUUUCUGUGUGAUCAGUACAUUAUAUCACAAAGCCUGGGCCAGUCAUGUGUUAAGACUCCUAACGCUCAAUGACUGCUGUGUGAACACGGGAGAAGGAUUGUAUGUCUGUCAUCAUUUCUGAUUACAUUCAAACCCUGCUUAUGAAUUAUGUUUAUCUGACAUCCUUGUAAUUUUCAAAAAGAUUUUAACAUGUAUUUUAUUUAUUACAGUUACCCAUUCUUUAUCUCAUUCCAUUUCUGUCAAAUCUACUGUACAUCUGCAAGUUGAGCCUUUGGCUCAUUAAAAUUCAGUAAAGCAAUUCGAGUGCAUCAUUGCUGUCAAAUACAUGUAGUUUUUAGUUUUAGUUCAAUUUUUUUUUGUUCUUGUAUUUUAAAGUGUAUGGGGUGUGGGAGAUGAAGCAAAAUAACCCAAUGAUAAGAGGGCUCUAAUAUCUGGUAAAGUGCUAUUAAAUGUUUUUAGUUGAU
Acipenser ruthenus (sterlet) is the source of this 1855-nucleotide messenger RNA. RefSeq names its product SAYSvFN domain-containing protein 1-like. NCBI's taxonomy places the organism in Eukaryota, Metazoa, Chordata, Actinopteri, Acipenseriformes, Acipenseridae. The coding region runs from base 235 to 747 and encodes 170 amino acids. The record is from RefSeq and is a predicted model, not a curated record. The transcript is spliced from 3 exons.